Molecule: messenger RNA, 990 nt
Organism: Colletotrichum costaricense
Lineage: Eukaryota; Fungi; Ascomycota; Sordariomycetes; Glomerellales; Glomerellaceae
Exons: 2
Coding region: 1-990 (329 amino acids)
Molecular function (GO): oxidoreductase activity
Source: RefSeq, a predicted model, not a curated record
AUGGCACAAAACCUCACCCAUUCCGAUAAGUCCCCGACAUCUAGUCAUCCCCGGCACGUUGCAAUUGUUGGUGCAGGAGGAGAAAUUGGCUCGCAUAUCACUAGAGAGCUCUUGAGAACUAAGAAACACCAAGUCACUGCCUUGACUCGGGCGGAAAGCACUAGCACAAUUCCUGAUGGGGUGCUUGUUAAGAGAGUCGAUUAUGAAGACCGGUCCUCUCUUGUCGAUGCUCUUUGUGGAAAGGAUGUCCUGAUUAUCACUCUUGCCGGAAAUGCCCCGCCGGAGCAGGAAGCCAAACUUAUUGAAGCCGCAGCGGAGGCUCACGUCGCCUGGGUCAUUCCCAAUGAAUGGGGACUCGACUCCGACGAUAGAUCUUUGGCCGAAGAUUCGAUCCUCGGCGAAAUGAAGCAGAAGACACGCCGUUAUAUCGAGAGUCUCGGGAAGAGUUCUUGGAUCUCACUGGUCUGCGGCUUCUGGUAUGAGUUCAGCUUGGCCGGCGGCGCAGAGCGUUUUGGCUUUGAUUUUCCGAAUCGUACAAUUACCUUCUACGAUGAAGGCUCAACAAAGAUCAAUACCAGCACCUUGGAACAGUGUGGUCGAGCCAUCGCACAAGUACUCAGCUUGCAGGUACACACCGCAGAGAACGAGAAAGACGGCCUCACUCUUUCGCAGCUCAAGAACCAGCCCGUCUAUGUCUCAUCCUUUUUGGUGAGCCAACGAGACAUGUUUGAAUCUGUCCUCCGUGUCACUGGUGCCACUGAGGGAGACUGGAAGAUUAAGUACCAGGAUGUCCAGCAGCGUUACGCCGAAGGGAAAGCAGAGAUGCAGAGGGGAGACAUGACUGGGUUAGUCAAGCUACUCUACGCAAGAGACUUUUUCGUCAAUGGCGGUGGCAACUUUGAAGCAUCGAGGGGUCUGCAUAAUGGCACUUUGAGCCUACCGAGGGAAGACUUAGAUGAUCAUACGAGGACUGCCAUAACGAACGUGUAA